Molecule: messenger RNA, 1129 nt
Organism: Neolamprologus brichardi
Lineage: Eukaryota; Metazoa; Chordata; Actinopteri; Cichliformes; Cichlidae
Product: homeobox protein Dlx3b-like
Biological process (GO): regulation of transcription by RNA polymerase II; embryo development; epithelial cell differentiation
Molecular function (GO): RNA polymerase II cis-regulatory region sequence-specific DNA binding; DNA-binding transcription factor activity, RNA polymerase II-specific
Source: RefSeq, a predicted model, not a curated record
ACAGUGCUGCUUCAGAGCUCAGAGCAAACCUGAUCUGAGACGACAACAGCGAGAUAAACGCCUGAAAAUGAACGGGCAGUCCUCACCUGUCUUCGAGGAGAAGAAGCCCUCCAUCCCCGUGGCCGGCGGUUCCAUCUCGGCUUCCAAGGAUUCCCCGACAAUGCCGGAGUCCUCCUCCACAGAUAUGGGCUUCUAUAGCGGCCAGAGCGCGCUCCACGGCUCGCAGGAUUUCUACUCGGCACAGCAGCCGUACUCCGCUCAGCACAUGAACCCGUACGCAUACCACCACUACAGCCUGAACGGAAUGGGUCCCGGCGGUGCCUACCCCGUUGGGAAGGCAGAGUACCCUUACCCCCAUGCAGCAUACAGGGAGCACGGAGCAUUCAACAGAGAGGUUCAGCCAAGUCUGCAGGACAGCGUGAAAGAAGAACCAGACGUGGAAGUUAGGCUGGUCAACGGGAAGCCCAAGAAGGUACGCAAGCCCCGGACCAUCUACUCCAGCUACCAGCUGGCAGUUCUGCAGAGGAGAUUCCAGACAGCCCAGUACCUGGCCCUGCCAGAGCGGGCCGAGCUGGCUGCACAGCUGGGCCUCACACAGACGCAGGUCAAAAUCUGGUUCCAGAACCGUCGCUCCAAGUUUAAGAAGCUCUACAAGAACGGAGAGUUUCCGCUCGGUGAUAUUCCUCUUGAACACAGUCCAGACGCCAGCGACUCCAUGGCCUGCAACUCUCCUCCAUCCCCAGCUGUGUGGGAAAACAACAACAGUAGCAAUGGUAACAAUAACAGCAGCAACCACAGCAGCGGGAGCGGCAACAACCCAAACGUCAGCAACGGUAGCGUCAAAAAUAGUGCAAUGCUGGAUCCUACCAGUAGGGGGCAGGUUCCCUAUCAGCCUCCGGUGGAUUCUUCACCUGCCUAUAUGGGGGAAUACACACACCAGAACUGGUACCAACAGCAGGGUGCACACUUAGGUCUCUCACAGUCAGGCCAAGUGCACCACGCACCACCAACUGCUCCGUCGGCCACACAGAGUAUGGGAGCCGUCUACUGAUGUAGAAAAAUGGACAACAUUUCGACUGGAGUCCUGGGCUUCACCUGGGGCUUUUGUUUUUUUUUUUGGAUGAUUCUG